This is a messenger RNA of Camelina sativa (false flax), 2530 nucleotides long. The record is from RefSeq and is a predicted model, not a curated record. NCBI's taxonomy places the organism in Eukaryota, Viridiplantae, Streptophyta, Magnoliopsida, Brassicales, Brassicaceae.
AUAACAUCGUAUCUAAUGAUGGGUUCUGUGUCACCAGGACUGAAAUCUCAUGCUGUGACACUCUAUGAAGCGGGAAAACUAGGGCAUACUAGUAUCCCAGACCUUUGCCAGGAUUUGAGCACAUUAGAGGGAGCGAAAUUUGAGGGUGAACUGCAAGAAUUUGCAAAUCAUGCCUUUAGUCUACGUUGUGUCCUGGAAUGUUUGAUAUCUGGUGGAGUUGCUACAGAUACAGUAGUUGAUACUAUGGGCUUGGGAACUUUGAGCAAUGAUGAGGCUGUUACUCUUCUCGCAGAUGCUAAUUUACCUGAUAAUUCGGGAGAUUCCUUAACCAGCCAAAAUAGUGAGGCUUCCGUGGUUUCAGAUUCCCCUCAAGAGGUUCCCUUGUCGACAGAGCGUGUCCAUGAAAGCACUGAACAUGAAGCAGCUUCCACUACAUCGUCUGUUGAUACUAAUACCUUGACUGAGACCUACAGUUCUAACCUAAACCUUCAGAAUGAUGGAAAGCCAAUCUCCGUUGAGGGACCUGACACCGGUAAAGGAAACAAGAAAAAGAAAAAAUAUCGCGUUGACAUUCUCCGUUGUGAAAGUCUAGCUUCUCUAACUCCUGCUACUCUAGAUCGUUUGUUUUCCCGUGACUACGAUAUUGUUGUGUCAAUGAUUCCUCUUCCACUUACGACUGUUCUUCCUGGACCGUCAGGCCCUGUUCAUUUCGGUCCUCCCUCCCAUUCAUCCAUGACGCAGUGGAUGAAACUCGUAUUGUAUUCAACCGUGGGCACUGGGCCUUUGUCGGUUAUCUUGAUGAAAGGUCAGUGUCUGCGGAUGCUUCCUGCUCCACUAGCUGGCUGUGAGAAAGCUCUCAUUUGGUCUUGGGAUGGAUCUUCGGUUGGUGGUUUAGGAAACAAGUUUGAAGGUAACUUGGUCAAGGGAGGUAUUCUGUUGCACUGUUUAAAUUGCCUUCUCAAGUGCUCAGCUGUUCUCGUUCAGCCUCUCAGCAAGCAUGAUCUUGAUCGCUCUGGAAGAAUUGUUACUUUAGAUAUACCAUUACCCCUGAAGAACGCUGAUGGUUCCAUUCCUCAUUUCGGCGAUGAGCUUGGACUUCCCCUUGAGGAAAAUACUAAGUUGAACUCUCUCUUAACUAAGCUGGCAAACAACAUGGAGUUGAAGACAGUCGGUUACAUUCGGCUUUUGAAACUCUUUAAAGCUAAGGAUUCGUCGGGUUCCUUUUCUCCAGAUAAUGAUGAGAAGUAUGAAUGGGUCCCUUUAACCGUGGAGUUUGGGUUUCCACUUUUCAGUCCAAAGUUAUGCAACAAUAUCUGUAAAAGAAUCGUGUCAUCACAGUUACUCCAAGCAGAUUCGCUCAUGGAACAACACGAUGCAAUGCAAUGCAUUAGAAAAAGGUUGAAAGAUAUAUGUGCACAGUACCAAGCAACAGGUCCAGCUGCUAAACUUCUUUACCAGAAAGAACAAGCAAAGGAGCCUGCGCGUAGUAAUAAGCUCAUGAACUAUGCAAGCGGAAGGUGGAACCCUCUCGUGGACCCUUCGUCACCAAUAUCAGGAGCCACAAGCGAAUUCCAACGGCUGAAACUAGCUAAUCGCCAACGUUGCCGGACCGAAGUUCUGAGUUUUGACGGUAGCAUUCUUAGAUCCUACACCUUGGCCCCUGUAUAUGAGGCUGUCACAAGGACCAUUGAUGAGAAUGCACCUUCUUUAAGUACAACAAAGACAGACACUGAUGAAGCAGAUAGCCGAGAAGUGAUUCUUCCAGGACUAAAUCUUCUCUAUGAUGGUUCAGAGUUGCACCCUUUUGAUAUUUGUGCUUGCCUUCAGGCUCGUCAACCAGUUGCUCUUAUAGCAGAAGCUGCUGCUGCAUCUGCAAACCUUGCCCCGAAGUAGACUACUACUCACUGAAAUUCCAGUCCAAAUAUCGUAGGACAUAAUGUGAAAGGUCGGGUUCUUGUUUGUUUGUUUUUACAUUCUAGCCGACUGGAAAAUACAUCUGCGGCGACGGCGAGCAUCAGAAUACACUGAUGUUGCUUAGUCGCAGUAAGGGUUAGGAAAUCUACAAAUAUAUUUGGCUAACGAAUGAUGAAUGUAUCGUUAUACCAUUUGUGUGCUUCAGUUAUAAAGAUAGUACUGAGAAAAUUUUGGAGACAUUGUGUGUGUAAGUGUCAAGGAAGGCUGUGGUGUAUAGGAGUUUUGCGUUUGGGACUGUCUUGCACAGAUUUUAUCCCAAUUUGGUUCGGGCGACUCCCGAUGGCCCAGUUAUUACGUCGAGGUUGAUGAAAGUCUCUUUUUCCCAAUAACAAAGUAUAUUUGGAAUCAGUUUUUGUUCUUUUUCCAUACAAUCAAAAAAGAUGUUUGCUUUUUUGGGUUACGUAUACGUCACGCACCAAAAUCAAACUGUGGAGUCUUUUCAAUUUUCAUAAUCAAAUCAAUUCAAGUCCAACCAUGAAUUGUCAAAAAUAACUAUUGAAUUUUGUAUCAAUUUGUACUUUUUAGUAUGUAUGGCUUAUUUGUUUUAGUUUGGUUA